CAUUAAGGAGACGUAUCAGCGGGGCUGCUGCAACACCGGGAGAGGUGGCCACUAGGCUCCCUUGACAUGUUUCCAUGCGAACAUGUAAGUGAAACUACACACCUAAGCACAUGUUUGGCUUAACCUCACGCCCACAAUGAGACGCGUGUCAUCUACUAUCUACCUUCUCCGUCCUGUAUCUUGUCAGUCGCCAAAGCACUGAAUGGGAUGUGCACAUCUCAAAUAUAUAAGCAUGAGGUUCGUGUCUCUGGUUCUCUGGUUGUGUUGGAGGGAGCUAAAAAAGAACUAUGCCAUCCUUGUCCUGCUGGUUCUGGUGGUGGCGGGACUCAACCUCACAACCGUCAUCCACCAAGAUCAUCAAGCCAGACAAGUACCGGCUCUUCCCGAAGAAGUUUUAGAUACAAGACUGGUGGGGGUAUCUAAAGAUCAAAUAUACAAAGAAAGACUCCAGUAUGUAAAGAGUGAAUGUCGUAAUUCUAAAAACGGUUCAGUGGAUAAAGUAUUCCGCCAUGACAACUUGCAUUUAGCCUACUGUCCUGUAGCCAAGGUAGGCAGCACCUUCUGGAAGAGAGUGUUUAUCUUCUUGCAUAACGACACAGGUACAAUUCCUGUGAAGUCUCCCUUCGACAUCCCUCGGGUAUUCGUGCACUAUGGAAAGAAAAACAAAACACAGGUUUCUCCUCUAGAUGAAUUAACCAAGAAGACAAUCUUUGGCAAUUACACCCGUUUCAUGUUUGCCCGUGAUCCUUAUUCGCGAUUGUGGUCUGCAUACCUUGAUAAGUUUUUUCUUCCCGACUUCUGGAGAAGUUUUGCACUGCAUAUAACAAGACAACGACAUGACUCAACAAUCGAAGCUAGGAAGUGUGGCAGUGAUGUGAGUUUCAGCGAGUUCCUUCAGUACGUAGUCUCUCUUGUGCCAGAAAACAUGAAUGAGCAUUGGCAGCCCAUUCAGUACAGAUGCGACCCGUGCCAGUUUAAGCCAAACAUCAUCGGAAAGCAAGAGACGUUUGGUGAUGAUUCCAGGUAUAUUUUGCAGGGAAUCGGAGAGGGGUGGAUUAUGAAUGAGUUUGAUCAGAAUGCACAUGUUGAAGAAGAACUUAGUAUGCUAAUAGAUUAUAAUUUUCGUUUAAUUGCAAAAAGCCGGUUUUAUAGGAACUGUACAUCAAGAGUAGACAUAGCCAGGAGGUUAUGGCAAGUGUUCCAACUGAAUGGGUACCUACCUAUCGAAGAAACCGCCGAGAGCGUUGUAAAUAAACUGUCAAAAACCUUUUUUGAUAGAGAUAUGUUUAAGAGGUAUGUUUUGAAAGUAUAUCGUCAAACUCCGGCUGAGGAAAGGAGGGGAUGGAAACAACAGAGAAAGGAGGCAAUAAUCGGGGCAUACAAAACCGUUCCUUUGAAACUUAUCAAAAGUAUUACUAAGUUAUUCUCAAACGACUUUGAAUUGUUUGGAUAUGAUACUGCACCUCCAGAUAAGAGAGACGCAUAAUCAAAUUUACACGUGGUAUACAUUUAUCAAAGUGAAAUCCAAGUGUACGUUGCAUUCGUUUGCAUGUGUAAGAUCUGCAUCACUUCGAACUUUCCUCCUACAAGCUGAGAUGCUGUGACUUGACUGAGAUAAUUUUCAAAGCAGCGUUAAAUCAAACUCAGCUGAUCAUGCUCGUGUUUGUAAUCGGCACUGAGUUGUCUUACCACUUGGCUAUAAGGUCAUAAAUGUUCCUCAUGUAUCAUAAGAGACGACUGAAGUGGUGAUCUAGUGUCACAAAUACUAUAAUUGGGAUAACCUUUCUUAGUAGAGUACUCAUUCUAGUUCUUUUUUGGGGUUGAGUCCAAUUCUGAGGGGUACACAAAGUACAUGAUCUAGACUACAUGUUAUCAGAUUUUUAUUUUUGUGGAAGCAUCGGUGGCUGAGUGGGUUAGAUCGCUGACUUUGUGUGCUGGCGACUAGGUACCUCACCCUGAGAGUGUAGGUUCGAAUCCCGGAUGGGA
Molecule: messenger RNA, 1986 nt
Organism: Haliotis rufescens (red abalone)
Lineage: Eukaryota; Metazoa; Mollusca; Gastropoda; Lepetellida; Haliotidae
Product: carbohydrate sulfotransferase 11-like
Exons: 3
Coding region: 203-1486 (427 amino acids)
Biological process (GO): carbohydrate biosynthetic process
Cellular component (GO): membrane
Molecular function (GO): sulfotransferase activity
Source: RefSeq, a predicted model, not a curated record